AUGACUGAAGACGCGAACACGAGAAUGAGAAUUUUACAAGAUACGUUGCAUCAUUAUUACAACAUUGUUUUUCCAAAAAAAAAACAAAGAAGCAAACUUAAAAAAUGGACUACAUUAGGUAUAGAAACGAUGAAAGACUGUAAGAGGCUUAAAGCUAAAAAUUACUGUAAAAGUUUUGUGGAAAUAAAAGAUUCCUUUGUAUCCUAUAAAAGAACCACUGAGUUAAUUUCCGUGCUCAUUGCGUGGGAUGUUUACAAUUCCAUAAUUUAUUUUCAUAUUUUAUCAACAAAGACCAUGACUCCACAGCUUAUCCUCAAACUGUAG
Molecule: messenger RNA, 324 nt
Organism: Parnassius apollo (apollo)
Lineage: Eukaryota; Metazoa; Arthropoda; Insecta; Lepidoptera; Papilionidae
Source: the annotation of a GenBank genome assembly